AUGGACAAACUCAGCUGGUCUAACUUCAUCUGGUAUUGUUUCAGAUAUCCAACUACUGGUACAGAUGGUGUUGUUGGUACAGGUACAACUACUAUUCCAUUCCCAGGAGCUUCAACCUCUCAUUCAUGGUUAGUCACUACCUCAACAUGGACAAACUCAGCUGGUCUAACUUCAUCUGGUAUUGUUUCAGAGUAUCCAACUACUGGUACAGAUGGUGUUGUUGGUACAGGCACAACUACUAUUCCAUUCCCAGGAGCUUCAACCUCUCAUUCAUGGUUAGUCACUACUUCAACAUGGACAAACUCAGCUGGUCUAACUUCUUCUG
Molecule: messenger RNA, 325 nt
Organism: Hansenula anomala
Lineage: Eukaryota; Fungi; Ascomycota; Saccharomycetes; Phaffomycetales; Wickerhamomycetaceae
Exons: 1
Source: RefSeq, a predicted model, not a curated record